AUGAAACCACCAGGGAUGUACACAGCGGUCAUCAGAAGCUGGGAGACAUCAAGACAAGUCGAGAACAAUGAGUAUCCAAUCACAGUGAAUCCAUUCGUACCUGAAAUUCUGAAGAAUACAGUCCAUCGCAAGCUCAUAACAUCAGGAAAUGAAACUGUUCUAUCAUUCAUCUAUGCUCCAGAAGGAUCAAAACUAGUGACGGAAACUAGUCUGGAAAUGAUUCGAGGUGUAUGUUUAUCCUGGUUCAAAAAUGAUACCAAUAUUCAAAAAGAGUUUGGAUUGCCGUUACCAAGAAAUCUCAUCGCAGUUUCAAUGUCAGAGAAAAACUUCAGCAUUGGCGGAUAUUGUCAGGAGUUUUCGCCAUCCGGACAACUUGAAAUCCCUGAUAACGACAGUUUCAGUUAUCAGAAACUUUCUCAAAAUGUCCAGGCCACCUAUUACACCGAAGGUGGAGUUCGGUACCUCGCCGGCAUCUGCUACUAUCCAGUCAUCAAUGGAAAAUACGAAGAUCUACUGAAUGAUCAAGCAGUAAUCGUUGAAGCUGACAUGAAAGCUGAACCGUAUCCGUUACAAAACAGAAAAGUGUCCUCCAACAUGAUCGACAAUAAAAAGUAUGGACGGGACUGCAAAACAGCUGGAAAGCGAGUGGUCGUUGAGUGCAGUGGAGAAAACGACACUAUCCGAAGACACUGGGAAUGGGAUAUCAAUUCAAGAAUGUAUGUUUCGACGAAGUGUGAAGAAUGCCUUAUUGAUGGAUUCACUUACAAAUGGAUAGAUCAGAAAGAAGAUGACACCACUUCAACAAACGUUGCAAUCGAUACUCCCGAAUCGAAUCUUCUCUCUCAUUGA
Messenger RNA from Caenorhabditis remanei, 849 nucleotides. RefSeq lists its product as uncharacterized. The coding region runs from base 1 to 849 and encodes 282 amino acids. The record is from RefSeq and is a predicted model, not a curated record. Lineage: Eukaryota; Metazoa; Nematoda; Chromadorea; Rhabditida; Rhabditidae. The transcript has 2 exons.